AUGCCGCUGAAGGUGGUGGUGGAGCUGCAGAUCCACGCGAUCACUUGCCCUGGUGUGUUCCUGCCAGAGAAGCAUGACAUUUACCUCAGUGUCUGCAUCAUGGGCCAAUACAAGGAGACAGAAUGCCUUCCUCCAAUUUUCCCUCUCUUGUUUCAUGAGAAGAUGUGGUUUGAAAAGGUAUUUGAAAGUGCUGUAGACCCUGCUGCUGUAACAGAGAUGCUUGAAAGCAAUGUAACAACGUUUGGAUUAAUUCAACUAGUAUCUUCAGUGGGGGACAGUCUCGCUUUUUAUGAAGAGAAUACUCGAGAUUUUCUCUUCCCAGAGCCCAAGCUGACUCCUGUGUAUCCUGGUGUGGAGAGAGAGUUACUAAUGAAAACAUCUCCUAGUUUCACAGGAAUUGCACCAAAAAUAGAAUUUUCUACAAGAACAACCAUUACUGAGCUUCCACUUCAAUAUAGAAAGCAGUUUUAUCAGGGCAGAAACAGAAUGAGGAUACAAAGAUCUGCCUCUGUAUCACCCAGGCGAAGGAGCAUUUCACCAGCACGAUAUAAGACAACAAAGAAAAAGGAUAAUAAGAUCUGUAAGAGUCUUACAAGGUUAUUAAGAUCCCACUCUCCAUCUCCAAAUGCUACAAAGCACCUAUGUCAGUUCUGCAAAGAAAACCAACAGCAGCAAUCAAGGCUAAGCCUGGGAUCUGUUGGGUACAAACUGGAUGCUGAAACCAGGCCACCAUUUGUUGUUAGACACGUAGACAGUUCUAACCCAUUUGGUGAAAAAACUUCGUCACAGUUACCUUAUCGAAAUCCAAAACAAAAUGUGAGCUCAGCAAGGAAUUCGCUUGAAUUUCAAUUGAAACGAGCUUUAUCUUUUGAUAGCUGUGAAGCAUCAAAUUCCUCAGUUAAGGUUAUCAGGGAACCGGAUGAACAGGCCACAUCUGAACAUGAUUCAUCAUCUCUUGAAACAGAUGAACUUGUAAAUUACCCGGGCAGUUCUCCUACUCAAGGAGAUUUGACAUUUCACCGCACAGCGUCAUUUGCCACCUCCCCACAUUACAGAUCACCUAGUCCUGUUCGGAGUCACUCUCCUCUGCAACACAGGUUAUACUCCAAUCCUCAUUUCAGUUGGGAAAAGAUCCACAAGAGAGUGCAGAAUCUCCUAACCUCAAACCAGGCAAAGCAGAGACUUUCCUUUGGAGCCACUGAUUCUGAAAUUGAUGAUGUCCUUGAAAGAAGGUCCAUCUCUUUGAGGAGUUCCCCUCAGGAUGACUCACUGGAGCAAAGAUAUUACUAA
Messenger RNA from Emys orbicularis (European pond turtle), 1290 nucleotides. RefSeq names its product spermatogenesis associated 6 like (gene SPATA6L). The transcript has 12 exons. The record is from RefSeq and is a predicted model, not a curated record. Gene Ontology annotation, biological process: spermatogenesis. Lineage: Eukaryota; Metazoa; Chordata; Testudines; Emydidae. Gene Ontology annotation, molecular function: myosin light chain binding. Bases 1 to 1290 code for a protein of 429 amino acids.